AAUAUUCAUGCGCCAGCCGAGUGAAACGGCGCAUAAAUUAUCGUUAGUCACGUGACAUGCCAUCGCUAUGAAUAGAUGUGUAUUGGGUUUUAAUACCGUACGGAAAAUCACAUAAUUGGACAACUUAAUCGCACUGACCAACGUAAAUAAAGUAACCAAGAUGACGGAGUCGUGUCCCAAGAAAACAAAUAUCGCGGAGAUUUCUCCACAUUUAAUUUGUGCAUUAUGUGGGGGUUACCUGAUAGAUGCCACGACGAUUGUUGAAUGUCUACAUUCAUUUUGUAAGACGUGCAUAGUUCGCUAUCUUGAAUCCAGUAAAUAUUGCCCCAUAUGUGAAGUUCUCGUGCAUAAAACAAGACCCCUACAGAAUAUAAGGUUAGACCACACCCUUCAAGAUAUUGUUUACAAGUUGGUGCCGGGGCUCUUUAAAAGCGAGAUGAAGCGUCGGAGGGAAUUUUACAAGGAUCACCCUACAGUCAGAAGUGCAAAAGUUCGCCAAGAGCAGCAGCGUCACAGAAUCAUAUACUCGGCAGACGAACAAUUCAGUAUUGCUUUAGAAUUUUGUCCAGACGGAAGAAUACGGCGGCCGUCGGGGAGAAGAUCACGACGAGCAAGUAAACCAGAGGCUCCCGAGAGACGAUAUUUGCUGUGCCCGGCAGGAACGACGGUAGCUCUUCUGAAGAAAUUCAUGAAACUGAAAUUUGCUCUUCCCCCGAAAUUCAAGGUUGACAUCUUUCAUGAAAAGGGGCCAUUACGGGACCAUUUUUCUAUGAUGGACGUGGCGUACAUUUACUCGUGGAAACGGGAAGGGGUUUUACAACUUUAUUAUACCGUGUACAAAGCUCCGGAUCCUGUCCCUGAGAUAAAAAUCACAGAGGUGAAGGACGAAAAGUGUUUUGACAUAGCAGACGACACUGGCCAAAAAGCAGACGAUACGCGCCCAUCUACUUUAUUCAAUAAAGCGACAUUGUUAGGAAACCAUAGUGUAGAUAGAAACAUACCCCAUGAUCUUUCACCUUUAGAACUGAUAGCAACGGUUGCAAAUGAUAUUUGUAUCCAAGAGGGGCGUGGUCUUAAACGUAAACCGGAAGAUGCGCAGCUGUACGAAAAUGAUGAUGAUAAUUGUUCCACGGAAACGCGACAACUUCAGAAAUCCAUAGAGCACGCGAUUGAUAUAUGUUCAAAUAGUAACCAAGGGAGUCCGGCGUGUGCGUCUGCAAUAAACACCAGUUCUACAACAACAAGCAUCCAAGAUACUCGAACUGGUAACCUAGUUACGGUGUCUGAGUACGUGCCAGUUACAGCAAACAAUUAUGUUAAGGUUGCUAAUGGAACUUCUACUGCUAUAUCUAAUAAUGGAAGUGAAACCUUUAUUAAACCUAGUGUGACUCAAAAAAGUAUUGACAAAAAUCUUUUAACCAAAGACAAACCGAAGAAAACGGACACGGCAUCUCAGUGUGACCCUCGACCUAAAAAGCAUAAAGGUGAAGGCUAUACGCAUAAUAAAUCUAAAAAUAGUAGCAAAAACCCAUCAACCAAUAAAGACGGAAUCAUAAAUAGCAGUAUUAGUAGUUCAGAUAAGAAAGUAAAUGUUAACAAUGAGGCAAAUAAUAGUGAUAAAGUAAUCCCGCUUAAAACAAAUGGCGUAAAUGUGUCAGAACAAAACAGUGCGUCCGCUAAAUGCAACGUGUCUCACCCUAGUGCUAAAAGUGGGGAAACUGUUAAAAGUAUAGACACUAACACAGAUACUGUCAAAGACCAAACGCCUGGACCAAAAUUAGACAAUAAUAAUACUAGCACAACCAAAGACACUAACGUACAAGCAAAAACUCGAAAUGAAAUUCCUAAAACUUCAGCAUCAAAUGUUUAUGCGGCUCCUGGUGGUAGUGCAAUUACUACAUGCUCCCCUCUUAGAACUAUGAGCACAGUAACCAAACCGUCGAACACGUCUACAAAUGUUAAACCGUCUUAUACCCUUUAUAAGCCACCUAAUGUUCCAACUCAAAACAAAAUUUCAAAUUCACAAAAUAAGUUACCAGUUUCUUCAACGGCAACUAAAAUUCCUUCUAAAGCGAUAACUGCUCAAAUUUCUAGCAAGAUAGUCCCUCCUGUGCUCAAAUCCGUUUCAACGCCAACUAAAGUAACAGAAACAGUGAAGCAGACGGCACAAAUAAAGCAGACGACACAGAUAAAUGGUCAUUCCAGUCUCGCCGAGGUUGCUAAGCAACAGACCAAACUUUCAAUUACGACAAAGGUUACCCAGAACGAAAAUAAGGAUUAAACUUGAGACAAAUUUCAUGAAAGAGUCAAGUGUGACGCAUUUACUAAGUCAUCCGCAUCGUUGACUAUAAAGAAAAAAACAACUUACUUUUUAUAUUUUUACUUCAGUGCGACAUACUUUCAAUUAGAAACUGAAUUCACUUGUGCAGUUGAGUAUUUCAGGAUAAAUCGAACUUAGAAAAGUUCAGUUUGUAUUGUGGUAACUUUCUGAAAAUGUGUUUUCAAUUUAAAAGUUAAAAAUCUAGCUUUAUUUGAUAUGAACUUUAUAGCUUGUAACCUACUUCAUUCAUAAACAGUGGGGACAAUAUUGACAAUUUUAACUUUAAUAUUUUUGGAUAUUUUACUCUCACCUUUUAACUUAUUUCAAGCAAAUAAAUUGUUUUUAGAUUUACCACAUGGUGAAACAACCAACGGUAAACUUCGCCACUUUCCGUAUUUGAUUUUUAUCUUGUAAGAGUUUAUUUAACAAGAUUUUUUUGCAGUCAUGAUAAAUUAGACGCUUAUUUGACUAUUGACGGAGCAAAGGUGAAUAAUUAUUAGUUAAACUUUGUUGAAGAUUACUUGACUACGUGUAUGGAAUUGGAAAUAUUUGGACGUUUACGUUAUUUACUAAAUAAGAGAACGUAAAUCGCCGGAUGUGAUCUAUGGAUGCAUGUCUUUCUCUAUAUUAUAAAUUCUUGUUAAAA
This is a messenger RNA of Ruditapes philippinarum (Manila clam), 2966 nucleotides long. RefSeq lists its product as uncharacterized. Gene Ontology annotation, biological process: negative regulation of transcription by RNA polymerase II. Gene Ontology annotation, molecular function: promoter-specific chromatin binding. Gene Ontology annotation, cellular component: PRC1 complex. Bases 161 to 2281 code for a protein of 706 amino acids. NCBI's taxonomy places the organism in Eukaryota, Metazoa, Mollusca, Bivalvia, Venerida, Veneridae. The record is from RefSeq and is a predicted model, not a curated record. The transcript has 10 exons.